Molecule: messenger RNA, 2225 nt
Organism: Cyprinodon tularosa
Lineage: Eukaryota; Metazoa; Chordata; Actinopteri; Cyprinodontiformes; Cyprinodontidae
Gene: ccm2l
Product: CCM2 like scaffold protein
Exons: 11
Coding region: 205-2028 (607 amino acids)
Biological process (GO): heart morphogenesis
Source: RefSeq, a predicted model, not a curated record
GUUUGUGUGUUUCUGCCCCAGGAGAGGUCUCCGCAGUUUAGACAAUCAGUGUAGAAACAGAAAGGAUUAGAAUGUAACUCUACAUAAACCUAUAGGAACAGAGUGGCAGAAACAAGCAGAACAACUGAGCAAGAGGAUCUACAAUCUCUAAACACCAGCAGAGUGAAAACUGGGACCAGGAUCAGGACUUUCUGACCUACUGAAAUGGACUAUGAACCGAAGAAACCCAGGAAGGCUUUUGUUUCACCCAUAAAGCGGUUGGUUUGGUCCAAAUCUGGUCGUAGACCUGUUGAUCGAGGGAGUGUUUACCGCCGGCCUCUCCACACCGUCCCCCUCUACCCACCGGAUUACCUCAUCCACCCCGAGAGACUCAUCUUUGAUUAUGUGGAGAAGGAAGUAAAGUUCCUCGGUCAUCUGACCUGGGUGUCAGUUUCACUGAAUCCAUCAAGCAGAGAUGAACUUCUACAGCUGCUGGACACAGCCAGGCAGCUGAAGGUACUGCCACUGAAGACAAGCAUUGAUCAGGACUGUAUUCUAAGUCUCUCUGCUCGCUGUCUGCUGCUGACAUGGAGAAACAACGAGAAGCUGCUAAUGAGGAUCCCAACACAUGAGAUCGCUGCUGCCUCCUACCUGCGAGAUGACGCACUACACCUUCUGAUCCUCAAGACAGGACUAAAUGUGGAUUCUGUGGUUGCUGAUGAUGACAGUCUGGACAGAAAGAAAACACAAGGCAUCGAUGGGAGGCGACAAACCAUGGGCUGCAAUGCAGAGUCCCGACCAGCAGGGGGCACAAUGGAGCGCAGACAUACAAUCUGUGGGGUUGACUGGAGACCAUCUCUCUCCAGAAGUAACCAUGACAAAAACCAAAAUGUGGAGAGAGGAGGGGGAGAUAGGGCAGGAGGGGGGAGUUUAGAGAGGAGGAGAGCGGGGGGGAGUUGGGAGAGGAGACAGCAAACAAGGAAAACAGGUGGGAGUUGGGAGAACCGCAGAGCAAGACCUAUGAGUGGGAACUGGGGGGUUGGAGGUGGGGGAGGCAGCUGGGAGAAGAGGCAUGGAGGUGGUGGAGGAGCAGGGAGCUGGGAGAGAAGAGGAGGGGGUGGUGGAGGGAGCUGGGAGCGGCGUCAAGCCUGCACUGGGAGCUGGGAACGAGGUAAAAGCUAUGGCAGUUGGGAAAGGAGGAACUACAACCCACUGGAACCUACACCCUCUCCUGAUGCCUACUGUAACCUGGUCAUCCUGGCUGUUGAGAACAGGGAUGCUGCAGAGGAGUACUGUUCCCUCAUUUGCCAGAUGUUCCAGGUCAUUUACGGACACCAGACCAUUGAAUGUGUUGACAGGGCCGGAUUUCACCACACCAUGCCAGACCGAUUUUGGCUUGAAAGGAGUGACAGCUGCCUGACUGACAUGUCCUACAGUUAUGAUCCAGAGUUUAGCUGCUGCAGUUCUUUCGAUGGCUCCCAGGAGGCCUUUGAGCUCUACUACAGUGAGACAUACAGCGAGAACUCAUCCAUCUCCCUGCAGGACUCACAUCGUAGCCUGGCAUCAACCAGUGAUGGAGCAGACAGCAACCCCGCCCUGCUGCUGAUGCAGGAGUACAUGAUCACACUGAGGAACAAACUGAAUCCUCUGGAGCUGCAGCAGUUUGCAGUCCUGCUGAGAGAAUACAGGCUGGGUUCAAACAUCGACCUCUUCUGCUCGGAGUUGCUGCAACUAUAUGGAGAUGACCGCAAAUUCCUGCUGCUUGGCAUGCGGCCGUUUAUUCCAGACAGAGACGUUGGGGCGUUUGAGACGUUCCUUGAAAGCAUCGGGAUCCGAGAAGGUGGAAUCUUAACCGACAGCUUUGGACGUAUCAAACGCAGCAUGAGCAACACCGCGGCCACAGCCAUGAGAGGUAGGUACGACAAUGGCUCCCUAGCAACAGGGUCUCAGGAAUUUAAUCGCCGCAUCUCUGACAUCACUCACGACAUCCAAACGCUGGGCUUCCAGGACACACAUGGUGACAUAGAGGAGGAAGACUACUACCUCUGAUGAAGCCCCAGAAGGAGAGACUUAAGCCCUGCUGGAACUGAGUGAGAUUUUCUCUGAUAUAAGCGAGUUCCAGUGGGGCCAGGGGCCCAGAAGAGAAAUGGCUCCUGCCGAACAACUGAAAACGGAUUGGCUCCCUGAAAUGGUAGCAUUACUCUGUACACCAGAAUAAACAAAGCUAUUUUUGUAGAACAUCCAGU